This is a messenger RNA of Gadus morhua (Atlantic cod), 1272 nucleotides long. RefSeq lists its product as uncharacterized. The coding region runs from base 170 to 904 and encodes 244 amino acids. The transcript has 6 exons. Lineage: Eukaryota; Metazoa; Chordata; Actinopteri; Gadiformes; Gadidae. The record is from RefSeq and is a predicted model, not a curated record.
AACGGCUAAUGUUUUUGAGGUUUCCGUUUUGAUUUGCAUCUCUGAAAACUAAGUGAAUCAUUGGCUUGUUCAGUCUCGAAGGUCCAGCCAAUCACAAUUGAUGUAUGGCAUGUACAUGUCGGUCUAAACUGUCACUUGAGUCCAGAGCUCAAUCAGCACUAAAAACGUGAUGAUGAUGGCAAGUUAUUUUGCAAUAACAAUUCUGAUUGCAGCAUUGCCGGUUGAGACCCAAGACAUUCCUCUUUCAGUUUCUGAAAUAAAAGCAGAACUUGGCGAUAAGGUUACUUUGCAUGGUAGAGGAAUCAAAAAAGAAAAGAAGGAAGAUAAGAUUGACUGGUACAAACAAUCUCAUGGAUAUGUUCCCCAAACAGUCGCUCGAAGUGUGUUUGGAAUAAUUACAAUUUAUCCUCCCUUUAAUUUAACAUUCACAGUGGAAGAAGGGGUUUCUGAAUUCAAUCUUAUCCUUCAAAGUGUAACUAAAAGUGAUGAAGCAAACUAUUUUUGUCGAAGCCAAUUUUCUGACAGUUGGACUAAUGGCAUAAUUCUGUCCGUCAAAGAUCACAACAUCACGCCGGUUGAAGAAAAGCAAGAUGAAACAGAACCCUAUAACUGUCAUCUGGUUACCGUGGUGCUUGGAAUACUGUUGGCUUGCUGUCUGGUUGUGAUCAUAAUCCUCUUUCUAACCAGAAAUAAAAAACAAGUUUGUGAGCAUUGCAAAGGAACACUGAGUUCCUCCUACCAUGUGGCAAAUGACUCAGGGAUUCAGGAACAACAGGACAGGGAAACGGGUUCCUUGAAUUACGCAGCGUUGGAUUUCCCUGGCAGGAAAACCAAAAGGGGGAAAAAGAACAGUGAACAGACUCAGGAGAGUCUGUAUUCUGAUGUGAGAGAAACCCGCCACUAAAGUCUAUUAACCAGGGAGUCUGUGUCCCCUCAUGAGGCUUAAGUAAUGAUUUUGGCACGUUGUGAUGUCAGUUUGGAUUGAUGAAUUUGAAUGUUGUGCUAUGGUUGUUGGUGGAAAUAAUCUGGACCAUUUUAUUUUUAUGGGUAUAUGUAGACUGUUUACAUUUAGUUAUGUUGCUUUGAAAAUAUUUUAUAUUGCAAACACACGCAUGUGGCCGCAUAACUAAAUCUUAAUAAACAUAGUUUUUAAUGUGCCACUAAUCUCAGCUAUGCUUGCCGAGGUUGCUUGGCAACCAUUUGCUGGCUUGAGGCACAACGUUGCUUUGGGGGAGAAUUAUGAUUUGUUUUCAAUAAAUUAUUGCACUUGAA